AUGGAGAAACUCGAUGCAAAAACCCUAAUCUCUAACUCCAACACAUUCCGCAUAGCCGAUCUUGGUUGUGCAACUGGACCAAACACAUUCUUUCUCAUCGACGACAUCAUCAAAUCCGUUGAAACCACCUUAGGAUCGAACUCCCUAAAGACCACAAAACCAGAGUUUCUUGUCUUCUUCAACGACCUCCCCAAAAACGACUUCAACACUCUCUUUAUCUCUCUCCCUCAAGACCGGAGUUACUUUGCCGUUGGAGUCCCUGGCUCGUUCCACGGCCGUGUUCUUCCAGAAUCAUCCGUUCAUAUGGUAGUGACUAUGGGUGCCACACACUGGCUAUCGAAUGUUCCGAAGGAGGUGAUGGACAUAAGCUCCAAGGCGUGGAAUAAAGGAAAGGUUCACUACUCGGAUGCGCCGGAGGAAGUGGUGAAGGCUUAUGAAGAGCAGUUUGGUCGGGACAUGGAGAAGUUUCUAGAAGCUAGGGCUAUAGAAAUAGUGAGUGGAGGUCUUUUGGUUGUUGGGAUGUGUGGGAUUCCUAAAGAGAUGCCUUUCUCCAAUCUUGCCGACAGUAUCAUGUAUUCUUCCAUGGCUGAUGUUCUUCUUCAAAUGCAAUUCGAGGGUUUGAUCAGCGAAGAGCAAGUCGAAACCUUCAACAUACCGAUCUACUCGGCAUCACCUGAGGAGGUAACGGUCUUGGUAGAGAAAAAUGGCUGCUUCACUGUCGAGUCUAUGGAGCUGAUGGACCCGACAGCCUGGCUUAAAAGGCCAAUGAACGUGGAGGACGUGCAGCAAUGGAUGGUUUGCAUAAAGGCCACAAUGGGAUCUCUCUUCAUCAAUCAUUUCGGUGACCAUCUCCUAAAUGACAUUUUCGACCGUCUCACCGCCAAACUCGCUGGACUCACCGAGAAAAUUGAAUCUAGUUACCGUAAGAAGGUCAUGCUGUUCUUUGCUUUAAAACGGAAAUGA
This is a messenger RNA of Microthlaspi erraticum, 963 nucleotides long. Lineage: Eukaryota; Viridiplantae; Streptophyta; Magnoliopsida; Brassicales; Brassicaceae. The record is from the annotation of a GenBank genome assembly.